AUGAGUAGUUCUUUGAGGGAUCUUAUGCGAAGAGAGAAGGAAUCUCGGAAGAGGACCUCUACAGAAACUACUGACUCGAAUAAACAAAAAAUACAAAAAACAUCGCAACCUGAGUAUGACAAAGUAAAGGAUGACGGGAAACCUACAUUUAGUGCGUCUACAAAUCCCAAACCUGAACAUAAAGUAGCAGAAUCGCUCAAACUGCCGGCAGAUUUCUUUGAUGAACCCACGCAACACACUCACAAUUCUGCCAGUUCUCUUGAUUAUGGCGUAGAUGGUACCUCAGAGCAGUUGGAAUUUAAAGCGCCGGCGCCUUUGAAUUUAAACAGGGACGCGCAACCGAAUCCGCAGUUUAACCCGGCACUGCUGGAGGAGCCGGGAGAACUCGACGUCCUCGAGGAGACCUAUGAAGUACUCGAAGAUGACCCUGAACAGUCCGACGCAGCGACGGACGUAGAUGAGCGGAAGGUCCGCCGUCCCAAGGAGUCUCCUGAGGAAGGCAAGCCGGAAGACAUCGAGGUUCUCGACGAGGCGAGGCUGGUCUACGAUCAGCUGAACACCGCCUACUGCAGCAACUUCGAGUUCGAGCACGAGAGGAUCCUCAGGGAGGCUGGCAUUCAGGACGACGGCACUGGCGCCGCCGCCCUCGCCGGCGUGGAGAGUGACGAUGAGUCUGAGGAGGCGAGGAGCAGGAGCGUGAUAACGUCCUCGAACUUCGGCGCCGCAAACCUGUCAGUCAGCGCCAGCGAGAACCUGCCCGUCGGCUUCUUCGACGACCAGAACGUGGACGCCAAGGCUCGUGGGAAGCUGACCGCUAAGGAGGCGCGUCAGAGGAUACGGGAGCUGUCGAGGAAGCGUGCCCUUUACCUGAACGAGGCCAAGUACGUUCAGCAGAAGUUCCUGGAGGGCCACCGGGAGCGGCUGCGCAUGGAGAACGACCAGGUUGAGGGCUCUGAGGCCCUGAGGCAGCUCCAGCAUAAACUCACUGAGAUUAAGGGCGAGCUUGUGCUUGACUCCUCCGACCUUAAGGUCGACCCUGACAGGGACGCCAAGGUUGAGCAUGUUCUGGGCGAUUACGCUGACCUUGACUACGACGACCUCUCCUGGAUGUCCAGGUCAUUGUUAUUGCAAAUUUACGAGCUGAGCACUUGUCUUAUGCUGUAUAUUUUUGAAUAG
This is a messenger RNA of Theileria orientalis strain Shintoku, 1176 nucleotides long. RefSeq lists its product as hypothetical. Bases 1 to 1176 code for a protein of 391 amino acids. The transcript is spliced from 2 exons. NCBI's taxonomy places the organism in Eukaryota, Apicomplexa, Aconoidasida, Piroplasmida, Theileriidae. The record is from RefSeq and is a predicted model, not a curated record.